AUGUACGGCACCAUUGCGCGACGGUGGAAUGAUGCUGCGCCCACUGCGCAGAGCCCACCCGAAGAUUUCUAUUUUUCAUUCUCCACAGUAAAUUUUCAUGCGCAGCAUAGCGGGAGCAAAGAUUGCAGCGCCCCUUGGUGCCAUUGCCUAGAUGAUGGCCAUUACGACGAAAGCGCGACGGCAACUAGGAACAAAGGUGCACGGUAUGCGCCUGCCGACACCAUCGCGGUGUCCGCCCCCAUCCCCCAGCGCCAGUGCAACAAAUGGUCGACAGCGCGCAACCGUGCUCGUGUGCGCAUGAAAUCACAUGGUCACAUAAGGAAGACCGUCAGAGUCCGGGGCAUUGGCUUUCCAGGUGCAAGUCGUGCCAGGGACGCUGCACCGGGGCGCGCGGGCGAGAGACCCCGGCAGUGCGAAUGGCGCGUCUCGCGUAUAUGCGUAGGCAUCCCUGCUGCUAUCCAGGAUGCACAGACGGUGGUCAGCUGUGGGGGCGUGCGCCCCGCGGGCCUUCGCGACGGUCGUUCCCGCGGAGCACAGUGGGAGGAGCGCAGGACGUCCGUGCGAUCAUCGUACCCCACUUGGUCCGAGGGCCCCUCGAAGCUCGCGUGCUCCGUGCUCCUGGAACGCGCGAAACGCAGCCACGAACUCGCGAGAUGCAGCCACGCUUCCCACGGGCUCCACAGCGGAAAUGGCUCGCUGGCACACGCCGGCGUCGAGGCGUGUGCCCCACUCCUGCGUUCGCGUUCGUCCCAUCGUGUCGAAGCACGCCCGGAUCUAGCCGUGGGAGCUGAUCGGCGGCGGCGCACGUUGCGGGGAGCGAGGGAUCCUAAUAGUGCUGCGAAGGAUACCACGCACACGUACCGCCUGUGGGAAGCCUUGGAUGAGGACAUGCGCUGCCCUGGCCAAUCAUAUGCGACUAGUUUGUCGGGCAUGUCGUGUUGUGGGCCGUAUAUCUUGCGUCAUGUUCAAAGCAAUUCAGACACGAUUCAGACGGCAGCAACCUGCGUGAUCCCUCCAAUGCAGAGCAUGGCUAUUUCGUAA
Molecule: messenger RNA, 1041 nt
Organism: Postia placenta MAD-698-R-SB12
Lineage: Eukaryota; Fungi; Basidiomycota; Agaricomycetes; Polyporales; Adustoporiaceae
Exons: 4
Coding region: 1-1041 (346 amino acids)
Source: RefSeq, a predicted model, not a curated record